Molecule: messenger RNA, 2592 nt
Organism: Naegleria fowleri
Lineage: Eukaryota; Heterolobosea; Eutetramitea; Acrasida; Naegleriidae
Exons: 1
Coding region: 1-2592 (863 amino acids)
Biological process (GO): cAMP biosynthetic process; intracellular signal transduction
Source: RefSeq, a predicted model, not a curated record
AUGGAACAAACACCAGGCUCACCACCACAACAACAGCAACAACAUCCAAAGUUAUUGACUCAAUCAUCGAUCACUUCAACUUCAUCAAGAAAGCUUACGGACGAGGAUGAGGAUUGUCAUUCAGUUAAACAAAUUGAGGUUCUAAGCAAUCCUCUCAAACAAAGAAAGGAAUCUCAACGAACUCUACAGUCUGAUUGCUCAUCAUCCUCACAAUCAAGCCUUUUUCAACCAAAGUUUUCAAACGUAACCAAACAAACUAGCAAAGCAAGUCUAAAUAACAAGAAACCGAAAAUGAAACGAUCAACUACGGUAACAGGAAGAGGUCUUAUAUCAUCCAAAAGCUUUGUACCAAUAACGCCGAUAGGAGUAAGACCAACAGAACUUGAAAGCAAGAAACCACGCACUCAUUGGAUGCCAAGAGUGUCCUUUCAAUGGGCUUCUAUGUUCAUCAUGUUAUGUAUGGUGGCUUUUUCCUCCAUUUCAAUAUGGACAAUCACCUUCGGCGUGCAUAUUUCCUUGACGCAGAAAGAUCGAAAUGACUCGCUGCUUGACAAUACAUUGUCCACAGGAAGGACCGUACAAGAAAUGCUGAAAAGCCUUUCACGUGAGGCAAAAGACUUACAAACAUCCCUUUCAACAAUUGAUAUUGUUGGACCAUUGCGUUCAUAUUCUCAACUUCGAUCAAUUCAAGCCAUAAUCACACAAAAAACACUAACCCUUGGCGCAUUAGUGGAUGGAAUUUAUGUUUCAUUCUACAAGUCAGGAGAUCUUCUCUCGAUCACCCCUUCAUCAAAAACAGAAUCGUUAUUUUGGUUAGAAAUGUACAUCCAGUCACUAAGUGGAAAAGAAAAUUUCGGAAAAGAAUACUCAGAGGCCGAUCUUUAUUACUGGUUGAGUAAUAGCACUUUUGAGAUGACCCCCAAAUCAUCGAGGAUACACUCCAACAUUGGAACUUCAAGUCUUGAAGCCAUGUGUUAUGAAGCCUCAAGCACACUUGAGCCCAAACUUACAUCACCAUUUGCUUUUGAAUAUUUCAGUUCUGACAAUAUUGGUGCUAUUUCUAUGAAGCUUUCUCUCAACUCAACUGAUUAUGGGUGUGUAGGAAUAUUGUUGAGCAAGAGCUAUUUAGAAUCCCUUCUAAAGCCAUCGUCAACAUUUUCCACUAUUCAGGGAUGUACAGUCUUAAUGAACAAGUCUCCGAUUGCUUCCUACGAUUCGCAGAUUGACACAUCAUUUAUUGAAAGUUAUUCUGGAAAAGUGGCUCGUCUUAAUUUGAACACUAUUUCAACCGCUGACUUUACAGCUCUUAAUAGCUAUGAAAGUGGCAUAUACUGGAAUAUUUUGUGUAAAGGAUCAUCUAUAGAUUGGAAUUAUUUUUAUAUGGCUUUAGUUAUCAUAGCUGUACCCAUUUUAACGUUUUUAUGUGUAGCUUGUGUUUGGCUUUGUUAUAGAUUUGCAUUCUUCAAGCACAUCAAACUUCUGUCACAAGGGUUUUCUGACAUAAGGAAACUAGAUCUCGAAUCUGAUACAGUGAUGAAAGCUUUAGAAUUGAAAUCUUUCUGCUCAGAAAUCAUAGAAAUACGCAAUAACUUCAGAGAUAUUCACACGAACAUAUCAUCAUUUACGAAAUAUGUACCAGUAUGCGUGUCGCAAGAAGUUAUUCAGAACAAGAAAACAGCUGUUCUAGGACUGGAAGACAUUCUAUGUGUAGUUUCUUUUCUGGACAUCAAAGAUUUUACUUCAUACAGUGAAAAGCUAACACCUAAUCAGCUUGUUCGAGUAAUGAGCGAUGCUUUUGAAGGAUUGUCAAACUUGGUUGUUGAUGGAGGAGCAGUACUUGACAAGUACAUUGGAGAUUGUGUAAUGUCAUUUUAUGAAUGUGGUACUGGAGGCAUGCAAAAUCAAAUGAAGACAGCUUGUCAAGUUGCCAUUGCUAGUGUACGAUUUCUGAAAUCCAUGUGGAAAAUAUGGCGUCAGGAGGGUUUGCCUUUAUUAGAAUGUAGAAUAGGUUUGAAUUGUGGACCUGUUAAGAGAGGAAACUUUGGAAGCAAUAAUCGAUUCCAAUACACAAUUUUGGGUGAUGUUGUCAACACAACUUCUCGGCUAGAAGGACUAAACAAGCGAUACGGUACAGAAAUACUUGUCUCGGAUCCAAUUUACCAAACUGUCAGCCAGUUCCAAAUGUUCGAAAUUGAAGGAAGAGCUCUUCAAGUCACAAAGAGCGAGCAGCGCCAAUUUGGAUUGUUUAAGAGCCUGAACUAUGCUGAUAUCACUUUGGAUGAGAUGAUUUUUAGGAGAGUUGACAAUGUUGCAGUCAAAGGCAAAGAUUCAUUCAUUCCCAUUUAUUCACUGGUUGAUAGAUGUGAUAUUCCUGCAAAACAGGCAGAGGUUUUCUUUGAACAUGACUUGCCAAUCUAUAACCAAGGAAUACACCUUCUACUGGAUAAGCUUGAUGUGAGAGGAGCUCUAGCAAAGUUUGAAGAAAUUAGUUGGAAAGACAACUUGGUAAGUCAGAAAAUCCAGUUUUGCAAAGAUUUGUUGCAAAGGAGUGAGUCCGAGUGGACUGGGUUGCUCAAACUAGAUGAAAAAUGA